Molecule: messenger RNA, 1956 nt
Organism: Akanthomyces muscarius
Lineage: Eukaryota; Fungi; Ascomycota; Sordariomycetes; Hypocreales; Cordycipitaceae
Exons: 2
Coding region: 1-1956 (651 amino acids)
Source: RefSeq, a predicted model, not a curated record
AUGAGACUGCCAUUUCGCAAAAAGGACAAAAAGGGCAGCGUCCAGCUCGAGGUGCCCCUCGAGUUUCGCCCCGCCGGCGCCGGCCGGAUGCCUCAGUUCCCGCCCACCCGCGACUCGGCCUUCAAGCUCGCCCAGCUGCCCCAGCCCGUCCUGCAGCGCAUCUUUGCCCACGUCUGUCCGCACGCCCGCGACGAGUCCUUUGACACUUGCGAGGAGAGCGCUCGCGACGAUAACUGCGUCCUCUGCGACCUGCGCGACCUGUCCCACUGCGCCCAAGUCAGCCGCGUCUGGCGAAUCGCCGCCAUCCAAGUCCUCUACCACAGCAUUCGUAUCGAACCCGUACACUACUGCAAAAUGGAGGCUUGGCUGGCCGAGCGCCGCAAAAAGACGGGCCGCUUCGACCGCAACGGCGUCCCCGAAGACACAGCCCAGACGCGCCUGCGACUCCUCCGUCGAACCGUCCGCGAUGAUCCCACCCGAAUCGGCAAGCUCGUCCAGUACCUCAAGACGCCCUACAUGCUGCGCGAGUUCUGCUACGUCGAGCUCGCCCAGACUAUUGCCGUCCUGCCCGACUUGCACUACGUCGACCUCCCCGAAGGCAUGUUUGCCGACGAGCCCGCCUACGCCACCCUGCGGCUCGAGGUCCAGGCUCGCUGUCCCAAGCUGCGCAAGAUGUCGUACGCCGCCGGCUCCGAGAGGAGCUUUGCCAUGCUGGCCACGGGGCAGGUCUGGACGCGGCUGCAGGUCCUCGAGCUUAAGCGCCUCAAUGUUGACCCCACAACCAUGCGCAACGUGCUUGGGUGUCUCGUGAACUUGCGCGCUCUCAAAGUCAGCCAGACGGACAGUCUAUCAGACGAAGUCCUGCUCUCCACCGAAGGCCUUCCUGCGCUGCCUCCUCUCGAGGAGCUGGUCCUCAAGGAUACACCACGCGUCACCGCGGCCGGCCUAAUCGAGUAUCUAGCCUGGCUCGAGACGCAGCAAGCCCUCAAGGUCCUGACACUCAAGGACACGGGCGUGCAGCCUUCCGGUCUAGCAGAUAUUCUGACCAUGGCCACGUCCCUGCGUACCCUCGCAAUGCAGACAAAAAUCUCCGAGCCCUUUCCGCAAAACGCUGGCAUCCCGCCUCUCGCCUCCCGGUCCCUGCGUACACUGCGCUUCGAAGUCUCUGGGCGAACAUCCUCCGCCCAGGACGGCAGCGCUGCCAACACGUACCACACGUACGUUGCCAACUCGAUCCUCUCCAGCAACCUGCCUCGCCUCCGUAAGCUCUUUGUCCACGACGACUCCUUUCCCGACAAGCUGCAGUCCGCCAUGCCCGUCCCUGGUGGUGCCUUGAGCGGCGGCGGCCCCCGCCACCGUCACCAGAGCUCCUCCAUGUCUUCGACCCGCGGCGCGCCCUCCCUGCGCGUCUCUCCACCACCGUCCAACACCAGCAGCCCCCCUCGCAACGGAAUGGCGAGCCCCGGGUACAUCAGCAGCCCCAUGGCCAGCCCUCGCGCCGUCCCCCGCUCCCCCGGCCUGUCCAACCCCAUGGCCCAGAACCGCCUCAGUUCUAACAACCCCUUUGCACCCCAGCUGCAGGCCACGGCUACCGGACGCGUACCCAUCCAGACCCUCGAGGUCUUUACUAAGAGCGACGAGUUUGGCCAGUGGAAUUUUGCCCGCGUCCACGCCCCGCAGAGCCGCGGACACGCCGCCACCGCCUCACAGUCUACGGCAUCCCGCCGCGAGAGCCAAUAUGGCCUCGCUGCCGACGUCGAAGGCAAGGGCUGGGACCAGGGCGCCGCCCGUCGCAGUGUCAUGGUCGGCAACGCCGCCGGCGGCUUUUUGACCCUCCCCGGCGACGCUCCUUUUGCGCCUCCUCCCGAUCUCCUGCCGCCGGUGAAUCCCAGCUUUGCGAACGACGACUCCAGACCUCGCAGCAGCGGUAGCUUCACAUCACGCUUUCGUCGUUGA